AUGAUACUGUAUAAUGGUACACAUACGCCAAAGCGUAAACUUUCUCAUUCCGGAGAUCGAGUUUUUUAUCGACUGAUUGGUCCGUCAUGUAAUAGUCGGGCGAUAGAGGUUCGCGCAUAUCCGGCAGAUGCCAGUGGAGCUGCGUUAAGCAAGUAUCAACUUUCGGCAGGUGUUGUCGACGGAAUUGGAAAAAUGACCUAUGUGGUUCGAGAUGGUAUUUUUGGUCCGUAUCCGAGAAUGAAGGAUCGUUUAGGUGUUUUAUGCGGAUUUGGUGAUUGCGGAAGAGGACGAUAA
Messenger RNA from Enterobius vermicularis (human pinworm), 294 nucleotides. The record is from the annotation of a GenBank genome assembly. NCBI's taxonomy places the organism in Eukaryota, Metazoa, Nematoda, Chromadorea, Rhabditida, Oxyuridae.